AUGUCGGUUUUCCUGCCCCCCGAGACCAUCACGGUCAAGCGCAAGCGUGGUGCCGAAGACGCGCCUGUCGAGUUCCUGAGGGUCGAGGGAAGCAAGCGUUCUCGCAACCUCAAUGGAGAAGGCAGCUGGGUAUAUCGGCGCAAACAAGAAACAGACAACACCAAUUCCCAGCCAGCCGUACCGACCAUCCAGACGACGCAAGAAGGCGAUGAGAAGAGACGCAUUAUCAAGCCUCUACCCCGUCCGAGAUCGCAAAUAAUUUCUCCCAAGCCUGACGCCACACCAUCCACCGAGCCUACAAAUGAACCCGCUCUUCGACGAUUCCACUUGUCCAAAAGCAUUGUGUCGCAAGCCGCAACAUCGGGACCCGUGUCCAAGAAGCGCGCCAGCACCGCCGUCUUCGUCGAGCGGAGUGCUAAGCGGAAGUCACUUCACGACAAUCAACCUCUCGAGCAGUCGAAACCAGCGAACGUCCAAAAUGGCCCAGCCGCCGUUCAGCCCAAGCCCUCGACCGGCUACACCUACCAGGCGCCUCCUCCAGCCGACCCCAACGGCACCGGCGCAAAGCGAUCAUUCAGGCGACCUGGCACCAGGCGCUCCCAACCCGCGGGCGAGUCGAAAGCCGGAACAUCUCACCCUGCUCUUCCCCCGUCACUGGUCAACCGCAAUGUCAACGUCGACAUGGAUCAGCUCGCCCAGGAUAUGGACGCCUACACACUCAGUGCCAUCACUAGCCACCUGAGCAAGUUAGAUGAGGCAAGCGCCAAGGAAGCAGAGAAGAAAUCCAAGUUCAAGCCCAAGGCUCCCGCGCUGAGGUACGCGCAACGACACCCGGAGGCUGCGGCUGCGGCUGCUCCUGCCACUCAAGCUGCUGCUUCUACGUCUGCGCAACCGCCGGUGGAUGAUGAUGUGGACAUCGAGAUGCUCGACACCUCGGACGAUGAGGAUUACGUCAUCGAGCAAUACUACCGAGUGCCCGCCAGCCGGCUCAACGAGGAAGAGGUUGCAGCUACGCAGGUCGGUCUGCUGGUGUUCGAUUCGGAGCCCGACAAGAUCGAGUUCUUCUUUGGCACGGAGGAUGAUGACGAGUAUGAGUUCCCGGAGGAUGAAGAUGACGAGAACCACGAGAACUACUACGCAGCCGACUACCCAGACGAAGACCUCGAGUGGGACGAUGAACUUGACCGCAACCCGUACGAGUACCGCACAGGCAACGCCUCGGACAGGGAGGAGUUCGACGCGGAGCUGGAUGACAACGACGACGAUGACUUUGUCGAAGCUGACGAGAGGUUCAUGGACCAUGUCUGGCAAACUAGUAGUGAGAUGGCAGACAUGGUUACGUAUGCGAGGGGGUAUGAUGGUGAUAGGCCGGAGCCUGCGGUGGCUGGGUUCCCGAGGGGGUUUCCUUAUGAAUAG
Molecule: messenger RNA, 1416 nt
Organism: Sordaria macrospora k-hell
Lineage: Eukaryota; Fungi; Ascomycota; Sordariomycetes; Sordariales; Sordariaceae
Biological process (GO): protein import into nucleus
Cellular component (GO): cytoplasm
Source: RefSeq, a predicted model, not a curated record